Paramecium sonneborni is the source of this 3683-nucleotide messenger RNA. The record is from the annotation of a GenBank genome assembly. NCBI's taxonomy places the organism in Eukaryota, Ciliophora, Oligohymenophorea, Peniculida, Parameciidae.
AUGGAAGUAUGGUAUAUAAAAUAAAGAGAGAGCUUAGAAAUAAUUUAAAUGUUUAAAUAUGAAAAAGAAUAGAAACUUAGUAAAAAUGUAUAUUUAUAUUAAAUUAUGUUAAAUCAAAAAUGCUUUAUGGUCAAUUUCUUACAAAGCAUGAUACUCUCAUACUCAAUAUAUAACUAAUUUGAAAGUGCUUGUCUCCUCAAUUUGAUACAAUUAAUAAUUAUUAGUUCAAUUACAUUUGUAUUAAUACUUCUAUAAAAUGCCUUUAAUAAGUUCAUGUUGUAAGGAACUAUCAUUUGUGUAGAAUUAGAUAUGAUUUGUUUGAUAAUAAUGAAUAUUCAUAAUUUAGGUAGAAUACCCUUUUCGUAAAUAAUAAUAGGUUAGAUGAUAAUAAAAUAUCUCUUUUUAGACUUUAAAUUAGGUUAAAAAGCUCAAUUAUUUGCAUUUUAAGUAAUAAUUUCAAUAUUUUUAUUGGGAUAUUCAUAUAUAAGAAUAGAAUUUGAUAAAGAAUAGCCAUAAUUAUUGACAUCGUUAAUAAUAUCAAUAUACUUAAACUCUACUUUACCAAAGAAAUAACAAUAACAUAUGGCAUAGAUUUUAACAGAAAUAACUCAUACAAAUAAAUAAGAAAUUUUGAAUUCAAAAAGAAAUGUUUCAUAAUAUGAUUUAGAUUAAAAUUUAAAUUCUUUAGGUCAUAGAGAUACAUCAGCUACUAUUGAUAUUGGUAUUUAGGAAACAACUAUUUAAUGUUUAGAAUUAUUAUAAGAGGGAGUUAUUUUGCUUGUUCCAGAAUCCACUUCUUCAAAUUUCCCUUAUGCAAUUAAAUAUAUAAAUCAGGCUACUAAAAUGUUAUUCAAUAAGGAGACAGAACAAGAAGUGCUUUAAUUUAUUGAUGGAUUAAAUACAUUUUAAUUAGUUAAUGGAGAACCAAAUGAAGAUUUAUUAUUUGUUUCUUAGUUCUAAAGAUAACCCUCUUUAUAUCUCUUUAAAUAAACUACAGAAAUUAAAGAUUAAGCAUAUUUAUAAUAAAGAAAUCUAAGUUUAGAUAUAUAAUAGGGUUAAGAAAAGAAUUAAAGAUACAAAAUUAAAUAUAUUAUAGAUAUGUUAUUAAAAUCUAAAAAAUAAGAAUGUAUUGUUGUUUAAACUUAAUUGAAUUAAAAAUUUACAGUUUUUACAAAUUAAUUAAUAUAAACAUCUCAAACUUAUAUUAAUUUAGAGAAUAAUUAAUUAUUAGAACUUACAUUAGCUUUACGUAAAAAUUAAAAUAUCAUAAUAAUUUGUAGGGAUGUUAGUCAUCAACAAAAAAUAAGAUAUUUGAAAGAAUAUGAUAAACAAAAGUCUAAAAUGCUAUCAUUUGUUAGUCAUGAAUAUCGUUCUCCAUUAAAUUGUAUUAUUUAAAUGUUAGAAUGUGUUCUUAAAUAAAAUAGAAUUCAUAAAGAUCCUAUUUUAAAUGAAUAAUUGUAAAUAGCCUUAGAUAAUUCAAAUUAUAUUUUAAAUUUAUCUAAUGAUUUGUUAGAUUUAGCUUAAAUAAAAAAUGGAAAAUUUAAAGUAGAAAAAGUACAUUUUAAUUUAUAAUCAUUAAUUGAGGAAUGUCAAAAAAUGUUUGAAUUGAAAGCUAAAUUAAGAGGUGUAGAAUUAUGUAUUAAUUAUAAUAGACUUGUUCCAUAAUCUUUAUAUUCUGAUAGGAAUAGAAUUAAAUAAAUUAUAAUAAAUCUAUUAAGCAAUGCAUUCAAAUUUACUUAAAGUGGAAAAAUAAUAAUAAUUCUUGAAAUGGUAAGAUCAAAUACUAUAAGAAUUGGAGUUAAAGAUGAAGGAAUUGGAAUUUCAGAAGAAGAUUAGUUAAAAUUAUUUAAAGCAUUCUCAAAAGUUAAUUCUGAAGAAAGUAGAAAGCUUAAUCAAUAAGGUGUUGGAUUAGGACUAGUCAUAAGUAAUUAGAUUGCUUAAAAUAUUGGAUCAACAGGACUUAAUAUAGAUUCAAAAAAUGAAAAAAAUAAUCAUUAUUGCCAUUUUUAUUUUGAUAUGUAAAUUGAUUUAAUUUUGAAAAAAAAAGUCUAAAGUUAUAGAGUCCGUGAAAUUUCAAUAUAGCCUUAAGAAGUUGAUGAAAUUACUAGUAUUUAAAAAAGACCUUCAAAUAUAAAGGAAGAUUAAUCAACUUAAUAGAUAUGUCUUCAUUAUUUGAUAGUUGAUGAUGAUUGUUUUAACAUUGUUGUAUUCAAAGGAAUGUUAUAAGAAUUGUAUAAAAAUAAAAAGCAUUUGUUUUUAAGUGAAUUUGAUAUUGAUUAAGCUUUAUCAGGUAAAGAAUCAUUAGAUAAAAUUAAAUCAAAAAAGUGUUGUAGUACUUGUUAAGGUUAUAAAAUUGUUUUUAUGGAUAUUGAAAUGCCUAUAAUGAAUGGAUAAUAAACAUCUAAAAUUAUUCAAUAAAGCUUUCCAAAUUAAAUUAUUAUUGGCUGUAGUGGUUAUACAGAUUAAUAAGAAUAUGAAAAGUGCAUCAAUUCUGGAAUGGCAGACUUUUUAGUUAAACCUAUAAAAGAAUUAUCAUUAAUUUAAAUACUCAAAAAGUAUUAAUGAUUAUUUGAAUCUAUUUUUUUUGUUUUCCUAUAUAUUUCAUCAUUUCUAAAAAUAAUAGUUAUUUUACAUAUAAACAGUUAUUCUUAAAAUUAUUAAUAUGUUUUCAUUAAAUUUAUUAUAUUAGUUAACAGAUUAUUUGAAAUAAUUAAUAUGGACAAAUUACCAAUAGGUUAUGUAAAAGGAAAAGGAAAUGUAUAUAUGAAUUUGAAUAAUUAAGCCCCUUGAUAAAAAAGUACCAAAGAAUAAAUAAUAUGAUCAUGUUAAACAAACAUUAAAUACAGGACCAACAGUGAGAGAUAUUGAAGUUGUAAGUAAUUCAAAAAUAGCUAAAAAAAGAUCUGAAUUGUUUAAACGUAUCAAGUGUUCAACUGUAUUUAACUUCAUAAGCGUAUAUUUUGUAUAUUAUGAAAGGAAAAUACAGAAUAAGAAACGAUUUAUAAAUUAGCAGAUUAAUAACAAUAAGAAUAAGAUCCAUUAUAAUAAUUUGAUACAUAAAGUCAAUAUAGUUAAAAAACACGAUUUACUGAGGUGUCUUAAGUUUCUGCAAUUACAUAUGCCACAGAAUAGUUGGGAAUUACAGAUUAAUCAGAAUUUCUACUUUUAGAUUUAAGAGAUCCAGAUGAAUUUGAACUUUAUCAUAUAAAAGAAGCAGUCAAUUUUCCUGCUCCUAAUCUAAGAUAAGACAAAUUAACUUAAUAAAUUCAUAGAUUUGUACAUUUAAAUAUUCAUGUAGAAAAACUAAAAAGACAAACAUAUAAUUAUUUAUCAUUUUGAUGAAAAGAACGGAAUCCCAUCGGCUACAUUAUUUGCAGAAAAAGGCUUUGAAAAUGUUUAUCUCUUGAGUGGUGGAAUUGAAAAAUUUCUUUAAAAUUUUCCUUAAGGUGUUAUAGGAAUUAAAGUACCUUCCAUUCCAAAACCAGAAGGUAUGAUAUUUAAAUAUAAUAUCAGAAAAUCCUAAUAAAAUUAUUAAAAGGUCUAAUUACAAAGAAACUGAUUCGUAAAUAAAUAAGUCAGAAAAAAAUAUUAGUGAUUCAAAAUCCCAAAUUAGUUAGAAAACAAAAAUCACUAGAUAAUCAAGCUAACAGAAAUAAUAGUAAUAGUAAUAUAUUGAUAAAUGA